This is a messenger RNA of Brugia malayi, 996 nucleotides long. RefSeq lists its product as uncharacterized. Gene Ontology annotation, molecular function: small GTPase binding. The transcript has 6 exons. Gene Ontology annotation, biological process: regulation of actin filament polymerization. Lineage: Eukaryota; Metazoa; Nematoda; Chromadorea; Rhabditida; Onchocercidae. The record is from RefSeq and is a predicted model, not a curated record. Bases 1 to 996 code for a protein of 331 amino acids.
AUGAAAAGUGGAUCUUCAUGUGCAGAAGUUGUACGUUCAGUGCUGCUGGCUAGCUGUGACGGCUCAAAAACUAACUUACCCGACGUCAAUGUCUUCCUGGAUUUCGAGCAUGCUGUACCGUCGGAAUCUGAAUUGCAAAUCUACACCUUUGCUGAAAAGAUCUUGGAGCAGGCAGACGUGUUGCUAGAGGACGUGAAACAUUAUUCAACUGGUGCAUCGGCUGAAAUUCGCAUCGCCAUACAGCAACCGAACAAUAAAGAUGCUCAACGGGGAGCACUCGAUAUCUUGAACAAGCUUGUGAUGCAGAUUAGGGCCUACUAUGAUUUAUCACAACGCAUUGAACAGAUUAUACCGCUGCUGCUGUGGGAUCUUUGUUCAGGUCCUUUGCCGCCGGCGGAACAGUUGGACACACUGCAGGCAACUUGUCGACAGUUUGCCCGUCUUAUAGACUUUGCACUUUCAUUUGAUACUGUCAAAAUGUGUACCCCAGCACUGCAAAACGAUUUUAGUUUCUAUCGUCGAGCAAUGUCACGAGAGAGUGACGGACAGUUCGUUAUACCUUUGGAACUGGCCAACACCAUAUCAUUGUUUUUGGCCUGUCCAACUCCAAUGCUUUCUGCACUUAUCACAGCUACAACUAAUUUUGUUGCUUCAAAUGGUGACCUCCCCGUUACUAACACUACAGAUACGCUAGCCACUGUUGUGCAGGUCUGCCGAUUUAUGGUGGAAAAGGAGGAGAAUUGGGAACGACUCUCGGAUCAAAAUUUUUCUUUCACGAUGAGGGUUAUGGUUGGAGCGAUUAUACUAUAUGAUCAUAUUGAUGGCACGGGAGCUUUCUGCAAAGAUUCUCCGAUUGAUAUACGAUCGGUUGUGGAACUAAUCAAGACACAAUCUAGAAAUGAAGAGGCAGAGUCGUUAUUAAGCGCUCUACGAUAUACGACAAAACAUCUCAGUGACGGAAGCACACCAAAAUCAGUUCGUGCACUAUUUCCCUAA